Messenger RNA from Chaetomium fimeti, 1239 nucleotides. RefSeq names its product kinase-like domain-containing protein. The record is from RefSeq and is a predicted model, not a curated record. The transcript is spliced from 2 exons. NCBI's taxonomy places the organism in Eukaryota, Fungi, Ascomycota, Sordariomycetes, Sordariales, Chaetomiaceae. Bases 207 to 1124 code for a protein of 305 amino acids.
GCUCCGGCUUACCGUGCCGCCAAUGGGGGUGAGCCGGGUGAGAGCUGGGUGAGUCGAGGGUGAGCAGUGAUCCAUCGCUGCCCCCGGCCUUUUUAUUGGGUUCCAAUCCUGUCAACCCCGAGUGCGGUGCACUGUGCGCCGCUCGGCAGCUUCCCUCGGUUUUCAUCAACCCUCUCUCGGUACCUAACUCCCGUCGCGUUCUGACUAUGGAUCCCUCAAUUUCACCGACACUACAUCUCCCUUCGCUUCCGGACAUUUCGAACCUGGAGAUGAACUUUUACGAAACGUCUUUCUUCCGUCCCACGAGUAGCACCUCGCCGGCUCCCCAACUUCCGCCCCCAGAUCUAGUCCGCGAAAUGAGCAAAGCGCAAGGCCUAAAGGUGGUCAAGUUUGAACGUCUAAAUCUCGUUGUCAAGUUUGGCCACCCUUCCAAGGUGAAGCUGGAAGAAGCACAAGCAAUGUGGGCGAUCGGCCAGUUGUUCCCCGCCAAGGAUGUGCCCGUGCCUGAGCUAUUCGGAUGGAGAGUCGACCAGGGCGAGAACUUCAUCUACAUGAGUUUAAUCAAGGGCCCAACCCUUGGGGAAGUAUGGCCAUUGCUCACCAAAGAGGAUAAGAAAUCCAUCUGUGGUCAGCUGAGCCAAAUGGUGGCCUCUCUCAGGCGGAUCCAACAGCCUUCAUCCCAGCCGUUCAUCGGUUCCAUCAACUACGGUCAGGUGCAGGACAUCUACUUCCGCGGCGGCGAAGAGGCGGGACCCUUCCAUACCGUCUCGGCUUUCAACGACUGGGUACAGUUCACUGCGCUCUCAUGGCUGCCAAUGUCCGAGAGGCCGGUAGAUCCAUACAGAUCCCUCCUUCCCGACAUAUGCAAGGUGUAUUUCACCCACGCCGACCUUCACCUUUACAAUGUCAUCAUCUCCGACACUCCGAGCUGUCGCAGCAUCAUGGGGAUCGUGGACUGGGGGCAGGCGGGUUGGUAUCCAGAAUACUGGGAAUACUGCAAGCUAACUAUUGUCGGACAACACAACCACGAAUGGCGAGAUGGCGGAUGGGCUGACUCGAUUGUGGCAUCUUGCGAGGAUGAAUGGACAGCCUUGUCGGAGUAUUGGAUGUGGCGGAUCCCGUGACGCCCAGUUAGCCUAAAGAAUUCAACUAUGUAAGGUACCGUAGUCUUAAACCUCGUCUUCAAAGUCUUGACGAGCACUGCGUAAAGCUGCGGGCACCGCGCUCGUACCAGAAAAG